UGACUUUGAUUGAAGAAAAGUUGAAUUAAAUAUACAUCUAUUAUUAUUGCUUCCUCAGUUAAAAUGCAGGAAUAUGGGAUUAUGAUGCACCACUGUUACGUUUUCCCAGUGUGCUCAUUACGUUAACAAACUGGAAUGAUCAUAAAUACAGAAUGGAGAUCAGGCGUUAUAACAUGGACCAGUGUGGGUUCCUCAUCAACCCCAUUAAGAAGUGUGAUACCAUGGCGACUGAGACUAUGGAGGCCAAAUGAUUUAAGUCAAUUAUCAGAGGUCCUCAAACUUCCUCGCAAUCCGCUCCUAAUCUAAUUCUAGCAAUUUAAGGAUAACCUCAGGGAAGGUAUAAAACCACACCUGAGGUGGACUUAAGCUGUUCGCCUAGCACCUCCUGUAGAAAUAACAUUGACAGGGUUGGCACCGAUCCUCACCGACAGAAGCGAGCAUGGUCUGGGACGGAGGGAUGGAGCCCAAUGGCACAGAGGGCAAGAACUUCUACAUUCCCAUGUCCAACAGGACCGGGAUUGUCAGAAGUCCCUUCGAGUACCCGCAGUACUACCUGGCAGAUCCUAUUUGUUUCAAGAUGCUGGCUUUCUACAUGUUUUUCCUGAUCUGCACUGGAACCCCCAUCAACGGCCUGACUUUGCUGGUGACGGCUCAGAACAAGAAGCUCCGACAGCCGCUCAACUACAUCCUGGUGAACUUGGCCGUGGCCGGUCUCAUCAUGUGCGCCUUCGGAUUCACCAUCACCAUCACUUCUGCCGUCAACGGAUACUUCAUUCUGGGAGCCACUGCCUGCGCUGUUGAGGGAUUCAUGGCCACCUUAGGAGGUGAAGUGGCUCUGUGGUCCCUGGUGGUCCUGGCUGUUGAGAGGUACAUUGUCGUCUGCAAACCCAUGGGAAGCUUCAAAUUCACCGGAACUCAUGCAGCAGUUGGUGUGCUCUUCACCUGGAUCAUGGCAUUCGCUUGUGCCGCCCCUCCUUUGUUCGGCUGGUCCAGAUACCUCCCCGAGGGCAUGCAGUGCUCCUGCGGACCUGACUACUACACCCUGGCUCCAGGAUUCAACAACGAGUCCUACGUCAUCUACAUGUUUGUGGUGCACUUCUUUGUCCCAGUCUUCCUCAUCUUCUUCACUUAUGGCAGCCUGGUGAUGACGGUCAAAGCCGCUGCAGCUCAGCAGCAGGACUCUGCAUCCACUCAGAAGGCUGAGAAAGAAGUGACCCGCAUGUGCGUCUUGAUGGUCUUCGGCUUCCUGGUGGCCUGGGUGCCCUAUGCCACCUUUGCCGGCUGGAUCUUCAUGAACAAGGGAGCCUACUUCAGUGCUCUGACGGCUGCUAUCCCUGCCUUCUUUGCUAAGAGCUCGGCUCUGUACAACCCAGUCAUCUACGUGCUGCUGAACAAACAGUUCCGUAACUGCAUGUUGAGCACCAUCGGAAUGGGCGGCAUGGUGGAAGAUGAGACCUCAGUGUCCUCCUCAAGCAAGACAGAAGUUUCCUCUGUCUCUUAAAUGGGAUGAAACAAAGCAUUCUAUGGACACUUUCACUGAUUGUUUUGAAACCAAAAGUCUUUUUCAACCUUUGCCAAAAGGAGUUUGGAAUUCAGGAAUUCAACUGUGUAAAUAAACGCUGGACUGUGUGUGAGACAGAGAGUGAAGAUGUGAAAGAUGACCGCUCUCACAACAACUGGGGUGAAAUGUGAGGGAGGCUCUGUGCUCCUGGAAAAUCACAUACGUGUAUAUUUUGCUGGUUUUUAAUGAUAUCAAAAAAGAAGAAGAAAAAAAAUCAGUAGAUAAUAAAAUGCAUGCAUAAAUAUAUA
Messenger RNA from Synchiropus splendidus (mandarinfish), 1809 nucleotides. Its product is annotated as green-sensitive opsin-like. The coding region runs from base 440 to 1501 and encodes 353 amino acids. Gene Ontology annotation, biological process: visual perception; G protein-coupled receptor signaling pathway; phototransduction. The record is from RefSeq and is a predicted model, not a curated record. Gene Ontology annotation, molecular function: G protein-coupled receptor activity. NCBI's taxonomy places the organism in Eukaryota, Metazoa, Chordata, Actinopteri, Syngnathiformes, Callionymidae. Gene Ontology annotation, cellular component: membrane; photoreceptor outer segment. The transcript has 5 exons.